AUGAAUCAUACACAACCAUACAUGGAUGUCCACUCAUCGCAUUUGUCAUCGGCACAGCCCUAUGCUUCACAGGCGGCCACUGCUGGUGGAAUCGCUCAUUACCCCCAGUAUCAUCAGCAACCGCCUGUAUUGCAGCCGGCGUCCACUACUUAUGGCCCCGCCAGUUCCUAUCAAUACGCGUAUCCUGGCGGUGUCACAUCGUCCCAACCUGGCCCGCAACCUCCCACAACAUCAGUGAGCAGCCAGGUCCCAGCUCAGCUGUUACCACUGCCAGUUACCAGCCACACUGUUGCACCUGCGGGAUACGGAAACAAUACCGGAACGCCUAUGCAAGGCUACGUGUACGAUGCUACAGGUCAAGUAGCUCCGCCCGGUGCCAAACCACGGGUCACAGCCACCUUGUGGGAGGACGAAGGCAGCCUUUGCUACCAGGUUGAAGCUAGAGGGGUCUGUGUUGCCCGCCGAGAAGAUAAUCAUAUGAUAAACGGAACCAAACUGCUCAACGUUGCUGGCAUGACUAGAGGUCGCCGCGACGGGAUUCUCAAGAGCGAAAAGGUUCGUCAUGUAGUCAAGAUUGGUCCAAUGCAUCUCAAAGGAGUUUGGAUCCCAUUUGAGCGUGCCUUGGAGUUUGCCAACAAAGAGAAGAUCACCGACCUUUUGUACCCUUUGUUUGUGCACAAUAUCGGAGGUCUUCUGUACCAUCCCACUAACCAGACCCGGACAAACAUGGUUGUGCAGGAAUCGCAGCAACGGCGGUUAGAAGGUCCUCAAGCCACGCGGGCUUCGCAGGGGCCACAGCCCCCUGCUUUGCACCAUCACCACUCGCUACAAACUCCGGUUCCAUCGCACAUGUCUCAGCCCCACGCAAUGACGUCUCAGUCUGCUGCCAGGCCUGGUCUUGAUCGCGCCCACACUUUCCCGACCCCCCCUGCUAGCGCGUCCAGUCUCAUGGGCAUCACCAACCAGGGGAGCUCCUAUGAGUGGGGUAACCAAGGAAUGAACUCGGGUGUUCCUAACACACAACCUCUAUCGAUUGACACGACAUUGAGUAACGCACGAUCGAUGCCUACCACUCCGGCCACGACGCCCCCAGGCAGUAAUAUGCAAGGGAUGCAAGCAUAUCAGAGUCAGUCCGGAUACGAUAACUCGAAAUCGUACUACUCAGCCGCUCCUCCGUCCCACCCUCAAUAUGCUCCCCAGCAACCCUUGACCCAGCCUAUGGCUCCUUACGGCCAGACUAUGCCCGCCAAUACGUAUAUCAAGAACGACAUGGCGCCUCCGACGGCAAGGACUUCAGGGGGACCAUCAGAUGUAGAGCAAGCUGAUGUGAAGGCUGACCGUUACGCCCAAACUAAUGGGCACGUUAGCAAUGGAGCGGGUGAGCCUGUACCCGAGCAUGAGCCUGAGUACGUGCAACAUGAUAGUGCAGGCUAUAACACCAACCGCGGAUCUUACACAUACACUACCAACCCUUCUGUUGGAAGCUUGGCGGGUGAUCAUUCUCAACUCGCGUCUGAUAUGUCUGGCUCCCCCUCGCAACAGAACGGGUCCGGACGCAUGACUCCCCGUACUAGCGGGGCGCCUCCCCAAUGGGCCUCGGGAUACAAUACGCCUCCCCGAUCCGCUGCUGUCAGCAGCCUCUACAAUAGCGUCAGCGAAACUCGCGGUGCGUCGGCGAACGGAACGACUGAUAAUUACUCUGUGGCGUCGAAUCCAGCACCGGGUUACUCGACGGGGAUGAACGGACCUUUGGGGUCAGGAAAGCGUAUGCGGGAGGAUGAUGAUGUGGACCAAAUCGUUCGACCAGACAGUCGGGGUGCGGAAUAUGAGAGCAAGCGCCGGAAGACUCUGACUGAAGCGACGGUUGGUGGUCCGGUUGGAGGAGUACCACUUGGAUUACAGCCGAUGAAGGCCGGUGGUGUUAUGGCUCGCCGCCGGUAA
Messenger RNA from Aspergillus oryzae RIB40, 1941 nucleotides. Its product is annotated as KilA-N domain-containing protein. Gene Ontology annotation, biological process: positive regulation of transcription by RNA polymerase II. NCBI's taxonomy places the organism in Eukaryota, Fungi, Ascomycota, Eurotiomycetes, Eurotiales, Aspergillaceae. The record is from RefSeq and is a predicted model, not a curated record. Gene Ontology annotation, cellular component: nucleus. The coding region runs from base 1 to 1941 and encodes 646 amino acids. The transcript is spliced from 4 exons. Gene Ontology annotation, molecular function: DNA-binding transcription factor activity; sequence-specific DNA binding.